Fusarium odoratissimum NRRL 54006 is the source of this 291-nucleotide messenger RNA. RefSeq lists its product as uncharacterized. The transcript has 2 exons. The record is from RefSeq and is a predicted model, not a curated record. Bases 1 to 291 code for a protein of 96 amino acids. NCBI's taxonomy places the organism in Eukaryota, Fungi, Ascomycota, Sordariomycetes, Hypocreales, Nectriaceae.
AUGGCUGCUACUGAUUCUGCUGGUGGAGGCAGAGACGGCCUGAAUAAGAGGGCCACUGGGCGGCUGUUAGAAGGAGAGAAGACUCCUCAUUGGAAGUGGCUGCCAGGGUUGACGUUGUCUCUGUUGUACACGCUGUACAACACAACUCACUCACUUGUUCGAGGUAGCCCAGUCCUGUACGAGGCAAGUGAUGGGACCCGGGAUAGAGCAUGCCCACCAGCAAGUGACGGCGACGAUCAUGACGCUGAAUGGUCUGAAGGGGACGGGAGCCAGCGAACGGGUGGGCUCUAG